Messenger RNA from Lizanozyma spartinae, 1776 nucleotides. Its product is annotated as sphinganine-1-phosphate aldolase. The coding region runs from base 1 to 1776 and encodes 591 amino acids. Lineage: Eukaryota; Fungi; Ascomycota; Pichiomycetes; Serinales; Debaryomycetaceae. The record is from RefSeq and is a predicted model, not a curated record. Gene Ontology annotation, molecular function: sphinganine-1-phosphate aldolase activity; pyridoxal phosphate binding. Gene Ontology annotation, cellular component: endoplasmic reticulum. Gene Ontology annotation, biological process: sphingolipid catabolic process; carboxylic acid metabolic process. The transcript has a single exon.
AUGAAGACCCCAAUGGUCAUGGCCACGGCGUUAAGCGGCUUGACUAUGCCUUCCACCUUAGAAGAAGCCGUAGCAAUGGGUGGUGCAUUAGAACAUAACGUGAGAGUAACAGUGUGCAACUACUAUAACGGGUUCGAGUCCUGGACAGACCAAUUGUCGUUAAUUAAAGAUUUAACUUUUGUUUAUUCAGUAUGGAAUUUGAUAUGGCCUAUUUGUCAAACGGUAAGGGGUUAUGGCGUUAUUGGCAGUAUUAAGAAGUUGGUUACCAGUGUUUCCAAAGUGGUAGCUAAAGCUGUGCUACAGUUGCCAAUCAUAAAGCCAAAAGUAGAGGCAGAAUUAGAAUCAACCAAAGCAAUGAUGUAUGACAUGAUCAUCAAGAAUGAUCUGAGUUUAUUACAGUUCCCGGUUCUUCCGCAAGAGGGUCUUGAAGAUAGAACCGUGUUGGAGGAAUUGGAUAAACUCCAGCUAUUGGAGCACUCUGAUUGGUCAAAGGGUAGGGUUAGUGGUGGAGUUUAUCAUGGAGGAAAUGAUCUUUUACAGUUGCAAGCUGACGCUUAUGCUAAGUAUUCCAUUGCUAAUCAAUUACAUCCUGAUGUAUUUCCUGGAGUACGUAAGAUGGAGUCUGAAAUCGUUUCUAUGGUGUUAGAUAUCUUUAAUGCCCCUAAGGAAACCGGCUGUGGAUGCACUUCUUCCGGUGGUACUGAAUCGUUAUUACUUGCUGGACUUGCAGCUCGUGAAUACGGUAAACGGAAGAAGGGCAUCGCCAAACCCGAAGUCAUUGCUCCAAUUACUAUCCAUGCGGGUAUAGAAAAGGCAUGCUACUAUUUUGGAAUGAAGUUACAUAAAGUUGAAUUGGAUCCUGACACUUAUAAGGUUGAUCUUGGCCGAGUGAAGAAGUUAAUAAAUAGUAAUACGGUAUUACUUGUUGGCUCUGCACCUAAUUAUCCUCAUGGAAUCAUAGAUGAUAUUGAAGGGUUAUCUAAAUUGGCAGUGAAAUACAAUAUCCCCUUACAUGUUGAUGCUUGUUUGGGGUCGUUUGUGGUAUCAUUUUUAGAACCUUCUAAAGUUCAUGGUGAAGAUGUAAAAUUGCCUUUAUUUGAUUAUCGUCUUCCUGGGGUCACUUCAAUUAGUUGUGAUACCCAUAAAUAUGGCUUUGCUCCCAAAGGGUCCUCUGUGAUCACUUAUCGAUCAAAAGAAUUAAGAGAAUGCCAAUACUAUAUACUGGUGGAUUGGACAGGUGGGAUGUAUGGCUCUCCUACACUUGCAGGGUCUCGACCUGGAGCAUUAUCGGUUGGAUGUUGGGCUACUAUGGUCCAUUUUGGUAAGGAGGGGUAUAAGAAAUCGUGUACGGAGAUAGUGAAGGCCACUAUGAAAUUGAAGAAGGCCAUUAAAACUCACAAAAUUCUACUGGAAAACUUGGAGAUUAUAGGUGAUCCCAUUGUUUCUGUAUUAGCCUUUAAAGUGAAGAAUGAAGCUUUCAAUGCCUGGCAAUUGGCAGAUAUUCUUAGUGCAAAAGGUUGGCAUUUUGCUACGUUACAGAAUCCGGCUGCUUUACAUUUUGCGUUAACAAGAUUAACCGUACCAGUUGUUGAUGAACUUAUUGAGGACGUUGUAGCCGCAGUUAAGGAAGCGAUUGCCAUGGCUGAAUCCAAUCCUAAGAAACUUAGUGGUGAUACUGCAGCCAUUUAUGGGGUUGCAGGAAGUGUUCACACCGGUUCGAUUGCCGGUCGGAUCAUUUCUGUAUUUUUGGAUGGACUUUAUGAAACCAAGCCGUAG